AUGCAAUCAACUAACGGUUCUGAAUCGAAACCGACCGAACAGAAUACUCAAACUCAACAACGGCCACCCAAAACGCCGCCGCAUUCACUUACAGUUCCUCCGCCACAUCAACAGUUGGUUCCGAUGCAAUACCCGGCGGCAAUGGUAAUGCCGCACCAUAUGUUACCGCCGCAACAUUAUGCACUGCCACCGCAUCAUUAUGUGCCUUAUCAUCACUAUCAGCAUCACGUGCCGCACGUGCAUCAAGGAUCUAGUGUUGUUGAGAAUAAGACCAUCUGGGUUGGUGAUUUGCAGCAUUGGAUGGAUGAGAAUUAUCUUCACCGUUGUUUCGCUUCUAACGGCGAGAUUUUCUCAAUUAAGGUUAUUCGCAAUAAGCAGACGGGUCAACCAGAGGGUUAUGGAUUUGUGGAAUUCCAUUCACAUGUGAUCGCAGAGAAUAUUUUAGUGAAUUAUGCUGGGAUGUUGAUGCCUAACACAGACCAACCUUUUCGCCUUAACUGGGCAACAUUUAGCACAGGAGAUCACAAACGAUCAGAUAAUGUCCCUGAUCUUUCUCUUUUUGUAGGAGAUUUAGCUGCAGAUGUUACAGAUAGCACGUUGCUUGAAGUUUUUUCUAAUAAAUACCCUUCUGUUAAAGCUGCAAAAGUUGUUUUUGAUGCCAAUACCGGCCGCUCAAAGGGUUAUGGUUUCGUCAGGUUUGGAGAUGAUAAUGAGAGGACUAAGGCUUUGAGUGAAAUGAAUGGUGUUUAUUGUUCUAGCAGGCCUAUGCGAAUUGGUGCUGCAACUCCUAGGAAAUCUGGCUAUCAACAAGGAAGGCACUCAAAUAACACAUCCAACCAAUCUGAAGCCGAUUCUACAAAUACAACUAUAUUUGUUGGAGGACUUGACCCUAGUGCUACUGCUGAAGAUCUUAGACAACCAUUCUCCCAGUAUGGUGAGAUAGUCUCUGUUAAGAUACCUGUUGGAAAAGGAUGUGGUUUUGUACAAUUUGCUAACAGAAAUAAUGCAGAAGAGGCAUUGCAGAAGCUAAAUGGUACAACAGUUGGCAAGCAAACUGUUCGCCUUUCUUGGGGCCGCAAUCCGGCAAAUAAGCAGCUUAGAAUGGACUUUGGUAGUCCCUGGAAUAGUCCUUAUUACGGGGGAGGACCUGUUUACGAUGGUUACGGGUAUGCUUUGCCUCACCCUCAUGACCCGAGCAUGUAUGCUGCUGCUUACGGAGCUUACCCCAUUUAUGGAGGAGGACAUCAACAGCAAGUAAGCUAA
This is a messenger RNA of Vicia faba (fava bean), 1263 nucleotides long. Lineage: Eukaryota; Viridiplantae; Streptophyta; Magnoliopsida; Fabales; Fabaceae. The record is from the annotation of a GenBank genome assembly.